Molecule: messenger RNA, 1437 nt
Organism: Colletotrichum karsti
Lineage: Eukaryota; Fungi; Ascomycota; Sordariomycetes; Glomerellales; Glomerellaceae
Product: fatty acid desaturase
Exons: 2
Coding region: 1-1437 (478 amino acids)
Biological process (GO): lipid metabolic process
Molecular function (GO): oxidoreductase activity, acting on paired donors, with oxidation of a pair of donors resulting in the reduction of molecular oxygen to two molecules of water
Source: RefSeq, a predicted model, not a curated record
AUGGCUUCAACCACUUCGUCGACGCCGGCGGCCAAGAACCCCGUUCUUCGCCGUACCGUCACUUCCACCACCACCGACACCGACGCCUCGGUGCCCUCGACUGCCGUCGCCUCGCCGAUCGACUCUCCCCGUCCUUCGGCUUCCUCCACCUCUCUGUCCUCCCUGGCCUCGGAGACCGUCGAGAAGAAGUCCUCCUACGGCAAGCUGUACGACACGUACGGCAACGAGUUUACCCCUCCCGAUUUCACAAUCAAGGACAUCCACAAUGCCAUCCCGAAGCACUGCUUCGAGCGCUCCGCCUUGAAGGGUUUCAGCUACAUCGCGAGGGACAUUCUUUGCCUGGCCACGACCUUCUACAUCUUCCACAACUAUGUGACGCCCGAGUACAUCCCCUCCAAACCUGCUCGCGCUGGUCUGUGGGCCAUCUACACCAUCCUUCAGGGUCUUUUCGGCACCGGUCUCUGGGUCAUUGCUCACGAGUGCGGUCACCAGGCCUUCUCGCCCUCCAAGACCCUCAACCACACCGUCGGCUGGGUCCUCCACUCGGCUCUCCUCGUCCCCUACUUCAGCUGGCAGAUCUCCCACAGCAAGCACCACAAGGCCACUGGCCACAUGGAGCGUGACAUGGUUUUCGUCCCCCGCACUCGCGAGCAGCACGCCAGCCGUGCCGGCCGCAUGGUCCACGAGCUUGCUGAGCUGACCGAGGAGACCCCCAUCUUCACCUUCAUCAUGCUUGUCCUCCAGCAGCUCGUCGGAUGGCCCAACUACCUGAUGACCAACGUCACCGGCCACAACUACCACGAGCGCCAGCGUGAGGGCCGCGGCAAGGGCAGGAAGAACGGCUUCGGCGGUGGUGUUAACCACUUCGACCCCUCCAGCCCCAUCUUCGAGGCCAAGGACGCCAAGCUCAUUGUCAUGUCCGACAUUGGCCUGGCCAUCACCAUCAGCGCCCUCGUCUUCCUCGGCAACAGAUUCGGAUGGUCCAACCUGUUGGUUUGGUACUUCAUUCCCUACCUCUGGGUCAACCACUGGCUCGUGGCCAUCACCUUCCUCCAGCACACCGAUCCCACCCUGCCUCACUACACUGGUGAGCAGUGGAACUUCGUUCGCGGAGCUGCUGCCACCAUCGACCGCGAGAUGGGUUUCGUCGGACGUCACCUCCUCCACGGCAUUGUUGAGACCCACGUCCUCCACCACUACAUCAGCACCAUUCCCUUCUACAACGCCGACGAAGCUUCCGAGGCCAUCAAGCCUGUCAUGGGCAAGCACUACCGCGCCGACGUCAAGGAUGGCCCGGUUGGCUUCAUCAAGGCCUUGUACAAGUCUGCUCGCUUCUGCCAGUGGGUCGAGCCCAGCGCCGAGGCAGAGGGUGAUGGCAAGGGUGUCCUCUUCUUCCGCAACCACAACGGACUUGGUACUCCUCCCAUGAAGGGCUAG